Molecule: messenger RNA, 264 nt
Organism: Prunus armeniaca (apricot)
Lineage: Eukaryota; Viridiplantae; Streptophyta; Magnoliopsida; Rosales; Rosaceae
Source: the annotation of a GenBank genome assembly
AUGUCUUCCUUCUUACCUGCUAGUUCCAGUUUGACUUGUUUGGGACCUCUCGUGCCGUAUUCGGCCAACCAACCAAGUUGUUUUGGUCCUCAACUCGUCGACCCGACGAUUGAGAUCAACUUGCUUAGAUCGAUGGGAGAGAAUUGUGUGGAGCCAAAUUUGGCGCAACCUAAGGUUUUGUAUGAGGUGUGCUCGGGAACCGCAAACGUCAAGCGUGGUGACAAAGGAGGGAACAAAUGCAACUAUUCUAUGAUGGAGCCAUAG